Pisolithus orientalis is the source of this 714-nucleotide messenger RNA. RefSeq lists its product as uncharacterized. The transcript is spliced from 2 exons. Lineage: Eukaryota; Fungi; Basidiomycota; Agaricomycetes; Boletales; Pisolithaceae. The annotation marks the transcript as partial. The record is from RefSeq and is a predicted model, not a curated record.
ACCCACCGAAUACACAAGGGCUCUUUCAUCCGACAAUCUCUCUGCAACAAACUACUGUCGCGUAUCAUACCACAGCCCGAGCAUAUAGGCGGCAUGAUCCGUCGACGACGCAAAGCACGAGAGCGGCGAUUGGAAGUCAAGGACGAGCUCCGUGGUUGGAUGGACGAUCUCAAAAGGGAGUGUAGAUUCGAGUUGGCAGCGGUUGGACGUGGACAUUACAAGCGUGAAGGGGAAUAUUAUGGGAGUGCGCAGACCGGAUGGCGUACGUUUACUUUUACUCGUGCACAUACCAUCACGGCCUCGCCAUCUAACGAAGAACGUUUUCGAGAGCCAUACUCGCCUGAAAUGCUACGCGCAGCAAGACGAGCGAGACAACGCAGAGUCGCCAACAAGACACGCGAACGAGACCGAGAGGCGCGAGGGCUGUACUUGGAAUUGACAAUCACACGAAUGCGACAAGGCCCGCCUGCGCACGUCCUUGCGAAGAUGACACCUGAACAACGCAAGUUUUAUCGCAUUGGUCUGGGACCUUCGGAAGGCGGUUAUGCAGCAGCCGUGAAGCUCAAGCUGGGUAUGAAAUUACGGAAACCGAACUUGUCGAAACUGGAAGGUGGACGGACGGAAAAUCAGGCCACGCUCAGGGCGAAGGAGAACGAUAUUAUGGCAGAGAACGAACGAAGACAGCGCAGUGACACUGACGAGGUUGAGCCAUAA